This is a messenger RNA of Populus trichocarpa (black cottonwood), 1920 nucleotides long. Its product is annotated as F-box/kelch-repeat protein At3g27150. Gene Ontology annotation, molecular function: protein binding. NCBI's taxonomy places the organism in Eukaryota, Viridiplantae, Streptophyta, Magnoliopsida, Malpighiales, Salicaceae. The coding region runs from base 335 to 1639 and encodes 434 amino acids. The record is from RefSeq and is a predicted model, not a curated record. The transcript has 2 exons. Gene Ontology annotation, cellular component: cytosol.
CUCUUAAUGGCCUGUCCUCUCUCUCUCCCUCCCUUCCCCCGUUGAUUUUUAAAUAUUUUCUCUGCUUCUCUCUCAUCUUCCACUCCAAAUUCUAAGCCUUAAAACCCUUGUUUAUUUGAUGAUUUCACUUAUCUUUUUUCAUAAUCGUCCCUUCACUUCCUUUGACUCAACUUGACUCGACUUGGAAUUACCUUAACUGCCCCCCUCUCUCUCUUCUCUCUCUGCGUGUUGAUAUAUAUAUGUGUACUUGUGUUUUGUCCGGAAAACAUUUCUUGGUACAUUUUUUGGCUUUGCUUUGUUGGAGAAUUUCAGGUUUUGAAAAGGUCUUUGAUCCAUGUCCAAAGGAAAAGAGUUGGAGAGUGAAGAUGGAAGAGGGGAUGUGAGCAGAAAUGAUCCCGAUCCUAGUAAGAAAAGGGUGCUUGCAGAGGGCUCUGGUAACAGCUGUUGGACUAAUUCUAAUAGCCCCCCAAUGGAAAAGAUUGGGGUUUGUGAAAAUAGUAGAAGAGGAGUGGGGUGUUAUGAUUUCCCUUGCUGCGAUCGCAGAGCUGGUGAUUCCUCUAGUGUAGAACCUCAGGAUGCAGAUUACUCGUAUGUUCCCCAACUCUGUGAUGAGUUAGAGAAUCAGAUUUUGGCAAGAGUUCCACGAUCAGAGUACUGGAAGUUUCGGAUUGUGAACAAGAGGAUACUCUCUCUUGUAAAGAGUGGUGAGCUCUUAAACAUCAGGAGGGAAAUUGGAUUUAGAGAAUCCUUAGUUUUUAUUUUUGCAACUGGGGACAGAAGUUGGUGGGCAUUUGAUCAACAAUUCAGUUCUCGCAGGAAGCUUCCAGAUAUACCGGCAGACUGCUGUUUCUCUUUUGGAGACAAGGAAUCCAUUUGUGCAGGGACCCAUCUGAUUAUUUCAGGCAGGGAGAUCGAUGGUGUUGUUGUUUGGAGAUAUGAAUUGGAAACAAAUAGCUGGAAUAAGGGUCCUUCCAUGAUCAACCCUCGGUGUUUGUUUGCUUCUGCUUCCUGUGGUGCCUUUGCUUUUGUAGCUGGUGGAGUGACAGGGACUGGUUUUGAUCUAAAUUCUGCUGAGAAAUAUAAUCCAGAUACUAAAUCAUGGGAAGACCUUCCAAGGAUGUGGCAUAAAAGAAAGCUUUGCUCUGGUUGUUUCAUGGAUAACAAGUUUUAUGUGAUUGGAGGGCGGAAUGAGGAGGGAAAGGUUCUAACUAGUGCUGAAGUGUAUGAUGAGGAUAAAAAGGCAUGGGACCUGAUCCCAGACAUGUUGGAGGAUACAACAAUCGCUACUUUCCAAUCUCCACCGCUCAUUGCUGUUGUGAACAAUGCGCUUUACUCCCUCGAGCCUUCAUCAAACCAGCUGAUGGUUUACUUGAAAAAGAGCAAAACAUGGAAGAAAUUAGGACCAGUGCCAGUAAGAGCAGAUUCUAACACAGGAUGGGGUGUAGCCUUCAAGUCUUUGGGCAAUGAACUACUUGUAAUUGGUGCAUCAACAUCUACAGUUUCUUAUUCUGGGGAUGGCAUGGCAAUAUACACCUGCAGACCGGGUUCUGAAGCUGAGGAAUUGCUUUGGAGGCCUCUUGAGUGUGGCAAAAACAGGCUGAGUAACUUUAUAUUGAACUGCUCUGUUAUGGUAGCUUGAAUUUUGACACUCCUAGGCAGUAACUCUAUAGAGUUGUGAUAUGGGGAUCGAAUUAUAGCUACAUUUGAAAUUAGGAUUUGGCACCCUAGAUGCUUCAAUAUAUCCUCGGGUAUUGCACGAGGUGUCUCUCCAGAUCGUGUGGUGGAUGUGGGUGUUUAAGGAACCUGGCUGAAUUAUAGCGGUAAAGUGUGUUGUUUGUACUUUUAAUUCUCAGUGACUUCUUGAACUGUGUUCUGACUUCGAUCUCAUCAUCUAAUAACACAGCUUGUCAUUUUGUUUGA